Rangifer tarandus platyrhynchus (Svalbard reindeer) is the source of this 1146-nucleotide messenger RNA. Lineage: Eukaryota; Metazoa; Chordata; Mammalia; Artiodactyla; Cervidae. The record is from the annotation of a GenBank genome assembly.
AUGCUGCUCUCCAUAGGGAUGCUCAUGCUCUCGGCCACGCAAGUCUACACCAUCUUGACUGUCCAGCUCUUUGCAUUCUUAAACCUCCUGCCUGUAGAAGCAGACAUUUUAGCAUAUAAUUUUGAAAAUGCAUCUCAGACAUUUGAUGACCUUCCAGCAAGGUUUGGUUAUAGACUUCCAGCUGAAGGUUUAAAGGGUUUUUUGAUUAACUCAAAACCAGAGAAUGCCUGUGAACCCAUCGUGCCUCCGCCAGUAAGAGAUAAUUCAUCUGGCACUUUCAUCGUGUUAAUUAGAAGACUUGAUUGUAAUUUUGAUGAAAAGGUUUUAAAUGCACAGAGAGCAGGCUACAAAGCAGCCAUAGUCCACAAUGUUGACUCCGAUGACCUCAUUAGCAUGGGAUCCAACGACAUUGAGGUACUAAAGAAAAUUGACAUUCCAUCUGUCUUUAUUGGUGAAUCAUCAGCUAAUUCCCUGAAAGACGAAUUCACAUAUGAAAAAGGGGGCCACAUUAUCUUAGUUCCAGAAUUUAGCCUUCCUCUGGAAUACUACCUAAUCCCCUUCCUUAUCAUAGUGGGCAUCUGUCUCAUCUUGAUAGUCAUUUUUAUGAUCACAAAAUUUGUCCAGGAUCGGCAUAGAGCUAGGAGAAACCGACUUCGUAAAGAUCAACUGAAGAAGCUCCCUGUACAUAAAUUCAAAAAGGGAGAUGAAUAUGAUGUAUGUGCCAUUUGUUUGGAUGAAUAUGAAGAUGGAGACAAACUCAGAAUCCUUCCCUGUUCCCAUGCUUAUCACUGCAAGUGUGUAGAUCCUUGGCUAACUAAGACCAAAAAAACCUGUCCAGUCUGCAAGCAAAAAGUCGUCCCUUCUCAAGGCGAUUCAGACUCUGACACAGAUAGUAGCCAAGAAGAAAACGAAGUGUCGGAACACACCCCUUUACUCAGGCCUGUGGCUUCCGCCAGCACCCAGUCAUUCGGGGCCCUGUCGGAAUCCCGCUCACAUCAGAACAUGGCAGAGUCUUCAGACUACGAGGAGGACGACAAUGGAGAUCCCGACAGCAGUGACGCAGAAAACGAAAUGAAUGAACACAGUGUUGUGGUCCAGCUGCAGCCCAAUGGUGACCGGGAUUACAACAUAGCGAAUACUGUCUGA